Molecule: messenger RNA, 1956 nt
Organism: Ctenocephalides felis (cat flea)
Lineage: Eukaryota; Metazoa; Arthropoda; Insecta; Siphonaptera; Pulicidae
Product: polypeptide N-acetylgalactosaminyltransferase 1-like
Exons: 1
Coding region: 162-1949 (595 amino acids)
Cellular component (GO): Golgi apparatus
Source: RefSeq, a predicted model, not a curated record
AUUUUUUAAACAUAUUGCUUAUGUUAUUAAAAGUCUGCCAUGGGCUUCCAGUUUUUAUAUCUUAUCUUAAAAUGAUAGCCAAUCCGAUAAUGUAAUACCACGUUAUUUUCACAUAUCAAACUACAGGUUAUAUUUUUCCAACAUGAAUUAAAGCCACAAAAAUGCUACUUAAAUUUCCUACUAUUCGACGAACAUUCACCUGCAAGCUUUUGUUUGUAUUUUUAUUUAUACUUGGAUUUGUUAUAUAUUUUAAUGUACUAAAUAACCGUCAUAGGAAGGAAAUUGCAAAAUCAGAAGGAUUUAUAUCUAAACAUAAAAUAUUAAGUUCUGACAUAAAAUAUGAGGAAGAGAUUAGACAAGAUGAAAGAAGAAUGGUUCCAGGUUUGGGUGAUAAUGGAGAAGCCGUUAUUUUAUUGGACGAAGAAAAAAUCUUAGGUGAUGAGUCUCUUAAAAAGCAUGCUUUAAACACUUAUUUAAGCAGUAAAAUUAGUUACAACAGAACAACACCUGAUGUUCGAAGUCCUAAAUGUAAAUCCAAGAUAUUUGAUGGUGUUCUUCCAACUGUGAGUGUAAUAAUUAUAUUUCACAAUGAACCAUAUUCAGUAUUAAUGAGAACGAUAUGGAGUGUGUUGAAUACAUCACCUAGCAACAUUUUAAAAGAAAUAAUUUUAGUGGAUGAUGCAAGCACUGAUACAGAAUUGCAAGGCAAACUUAGUUAUUAUAUUAAGACAAGAUUUUCUAAAAAUUUAGUCAAACUUAUUCGAUUAGAAAACAGAUCAGGUCUUAUCCGAGCAAGAUUAGCUGGAGCAAGAUUAGCCCGAGAAGAAGUUAUUAUAUUUCUUGAUGCCCAUUGUGAAGCUGUCACUCAGUGGUUGGAACCUCUAGUUCAUCGGAUUCGAGAAUCCCCAACAAGUGUGCUUGUGCCCAUAAUUGAUGUAAUAGCUUCUGAUACUCUUAAAUACAGCAAUAAUGGAGACUUUUUCCAAGUAGGAGGUUUUUCUUGGAAUGGUCAUUUCACAUGGAUUGACAUUCCUGAUAGAGAAGUAAGACGAAUAAGAAAAUUAGAGAAUAGUAAAAAGAGCAAGUCUGAUGAUCGUCAUGGAAUUACAUCCCCCACUUUUUCUCCAACUAUGGCAGGUGGUCUUCUAGCGAUUUCAAGAAAAUAUUUCUGGGAAAUAGGUUCAUAUGAUGAACAAAUGGAUGGUUGGGGUGGUGAGAACUUAGAAAUGUCUUUUAGAAUUUGGCAAUGUGGGGGUACAAUAGAGACUAUCCCUUGUUCUAGGGUUGGACAUAUAUUUAGAGAUUUUCAUCCUUAUCAAUUUCCAAAUGACAAAGACACGCAUGGAAUAAAUACAGCUCGACUUGCUUUGGUUUGGAUGGAUGAAUAUUCUGAUUUGUAUUUCUUACAUAGACCAGAUUUGCGGUAUCAUCCAGAUAUUGGGGAUUUAACACAUAGAAAAACUUUACGAAAAAAAUUAAAAUGUAAGUCAUUUAAAUGGUAUUUGAAAAAUGUCUAUCCAGAUUUAUUUGUUCCAACAGAGCAUUCGAAAUAUUAUGGUAUGCUGAUGAACAAUGCUAUGCAGUUGUGCUUAGAUAAUUUACAACAUAGUUCUGAUAGCAUAUUUAAAAUGGGUGUUUAUACUUGUCAUAAUACUGUUAAACCUAGUCAGAUGAUUGCUCUAACACACAAAGGAAUUUUAAGAACUUUUGAGAGCUGUGCUAAUAUCAAAAGCAGUGCUGAUGAUAAUGAACAUAAAGUCACAAUGUCUCCCUGCAUGAGUCGUGAUAGAGAUCAAAAAUGGGAGUAUACGAAAGACAAACAAAUUCGAAAUAUAGCUUCAAAUUUAUGCCUUGAUGCCGGACGAUUAAAAUCCCAAGACUUUGUAUAUGCAGCUAAAUGUACCGAUUCAAAAACCCAAAAAUGGGUAUUUGAAUUGACAACUUUAUAAUUUUAUU